AUGUCCCUCACUCCAAGAACAUCGGUUGAGCGUUACAUACCACCAGAUGACCUCUACAAAGAAGCUACGUCUUUUGUGGCUGCUUUAAAGAGCAAUCCAUCUGAUAAAGACGCAGUCAAGAAUUUAAAUGAAGCCAAUGACGCUAUCAAAAAAUAUAAUACUGAGAACCGGUUUACAGAAAAUGACGGACUUAUCCCAAUCCCGGAAAUUCAAAGUAAUAUACAAGAGUACGAGGAUCUCAAACGUCUGGUAGAGGAUCCGGAAAAUAUCGAAGCGCUAUCAAAGCUUCAAGAACUUUGUGACAAAUGGAAUAUUGUUGUUAAAAAAAAUGCCUUCCCCGGAGAUUGGAGUCUCACAUUGCCAGAAGUGCCAACCAAGGAAAUCCCACCCCCAAAGACAGUGGCCGAUCUGUAUGCACAGGCCGAUCAAUGGAUUUUCCAGCUAGGAAAUAGUCCUCAGGAGCCUAAUGCUGUUGGGGAGCUUGAGAAAAUCAAUGAGCAAAUCACAGAAGACUCUAAGAAAAUCGAUAUUAACGGAUAUCAAGCUUCUGCAAAAGAUCUUGCUGAGAGUUUACAAGCUCACACUCAGGCCCCAACUCAAGGAAAUUAUGAUACCUUUCAGCUCUGCCGUAAUAAGCUAGUCCAGUUUAUCCAGGAACAUAAUUACCCCAAUAGUUGGCUCCCUCAAAAUAUAGAUCCCCCAAAGCGAACUCGUUAUGAACUACUCCUGGAAGCUAAACCUUACAUUGACAAGUUAUUUGGCAAAGCAGAUGAUAGUGAUUCUUUCCAAAAAAUACUCGAAAUUAACCAGAAGAUAGCAGAUCCUAACGGAGAAAUCCCUAUAAGUCAAUUGCGGGAAGCCUAUGGCAAUGGCCAAAAAUACAUGAAACAGUUAAUACAGGACCCAUAUAACGAGGAUUUUUACAACACUUAUGAAAUCUGA
This is a messenger RNA of Talaromyces rugulosus, 942 nucleotides long. RefSeq lists its product as uncharacterized. Bases 1 to 942 code for a protein of 313 amino acids. NCBI's taxonomy places the organism in Eukaryota, Fungi, Ascomycota, Eurotiomycetes, Eurotiales, Trichocomaceae. The transcript has a single exon. The record is from RefSeq and is a predicted model, not a curated record.